GUAAAUAAUAAAACGCACGCUUUUGAAUUUUUUUGACACUACCUGCUUGUCCGAAAAUAUGGAAUUCUUUUGUAGUAGUGUCAAUAAUGGAACCGUAAUAUGUUUCUCAAUCCCUUAAUGAAAAGAAAUUAUUAUGGUGAGACAAACUAUUCAAAUUUAUCUUCGUCUUCGUCCAUCUCCUUAUCAAAAACAAAUAUCAAAAUACAACAUUGAUGAUUUAACACAUCAUCAUCAUCAACAACAACAUCAAGGACAACUUCAACAGUCUAAAAGACCUAAAAUCACUUUUGAAUGUACUCGAAAUACUCAACAAGAUGAAGUUAUAUGUAAUCGAAAAGAAUUUUAUAAUUUUCAAUUUGAUGCCAUAUUUGAUACAAAAGUUGGACAAGAUCAAGUGUUCAAUGAUGUUGCUAAGUCAGUUAUAGACAAAGUUCUUUUAGGUUAUAAUGGUACAAUAUUUGCAUAUGGUCAAACAGGCAGUGGAAAAACCUAUACAAUCACAGGAGGUGCAGAGAAAUACUCAGAAAGAGGUAUCAUACCAAGAUGUCUUGCUUAUCUGUUUGGUCAUUUUGAAAAAGAUUUAUCAAGUGAAUAUACUUUAAAAAUUUCUUAUAUGGAGAUUUAUAAUGAAAUUGGCUAUGAUUUAUUAGAUUCUAGACACAAUAAUAUGACAUCGAAGUUGGAAGAUUUGCCACGAGUCACUCUAUUCGAACAUACUGAAGCUGGAACAGUACACUUGAAGAAUUUAUCGAUUCAUUCAGCUUCAACUACAGAUGAAGCAUUAAAUUUACUUUUUAUGGGUGAUACAAAUCGAAUUAUUGCUGAAACACCGAUGAAUGAAGCUUCAACUCGAUCUCAUUGUAUAUUCACCAUACAUAUCACUUCGCGUCCGCAUGGUUCAUCAGUUAUACGACGUUCAAAAUUGCAUCUUGUGGAUUUAGCUGGUUCAGAAAGAGUGUAUAAAUGCGGUUUAGAUGGUACUUUAUUAACAGAGGCAAAAUACAUUAAUUUGUCAUUACACUAUUUAGAACAGGUGAUUAUAGCAUUAGCUGAAAAACAACGUACACAUGUACCAUAUCGUAACAGCAUGAUGACAAUGAUGCUGAGAGAUAGUUUAGGCGGUAAUUGCAUGACAUCAAUGAUUGCUACAUGUAGUAUUGAACAAGAAAAUUUACAAGAAACAAUAUCAACGUGUCGUUUUGCACAGCGUGUUGCUUUAAUCAAAAAUGAAAUAACCCUUAAUGAAGAACAAGAUCCUUACUUAACUAUCAAUCAUUUAAAAUCUGAAAUCGAACAUUUAAAAGCUGAAUUAGCGUUUGCUACAGGUAUAGAAAAAGAUGCUACAUUGAACGCUGAAGAUAAAGAAAAAUGUGAGAAAUUAAUCCAAGAAUUUUUACAUACACCAUCAACUAAUGAAGAAGUAUGUGUACCAGCUCCAAUUCUUUCAAAUAUUCAUAUGAUAAAUUUCGGUUUCUCAGUAAUGCAUGCAUUAUAUUGGAAAAAUACUAAGAAAUUUGAAUCAAUUAAAGCAUCCGCCAAACAAGCUGUAGUUCCAUCUUUACCAAACGCUACCAAAGAAGCAAAUCAGUUACGUGAAAUUUUAGCUCAAAGAGAUCAUGAAAUCCGUGUAUUAAUUAAGCUAUUAAAACAACAGAAGCAAAAAAGUAUCCCAAAGAACUACUCACCACAUGUAUACACUAAUACAAACAUUCAAAAUCAUGAUGACAAUAGAGAUACAUAUUCACAAUGUAUAGAAAAUACAUUAACAACUGAAUCUUGUAAAAUACAAAAUAAAAGUAAUAUUGAAGAACAUAAAACGCUUCGAACAACCCAAACAAAUACACUAUUGGAUGAAUCCAAACGUGCAGUUGAUCAUGUGACAAAAUGGUUAGAACAACAAGUCAAAGGAAAAUUACUUGGUCAACUAUCUUUGGGUCGUGAAGAAGCAUUCAAUAUAUUUAAGCAAGAUUAUCCACUUCAAGAUGAAAUCAACAAAAAGAAGGAAGAAUUAAAGUCACUUUAUGCUGAAGCAAAACUACAAGGAAGUAAAAUGUCCAAGGCGAAAGAAGAAGUUGGUGCUAUUCGUGUUCAACUCAACUCCUUAAUCCAAACCGAUCAAAAUGAUUCUAAAACACAAAAUUUAGUGACAGAAUUACGCAAUCAGUUAGAAUUAAAAAGAACUGAAUAUCGAGAUUCAUAUAGUUCACUCAAAGAAUUGAAACCACGAGUGGAACAUUUACAACAUUCAUUGGAAUUGGCUAAAAUGCGUUUAGUUCAAGAUUUUGAAUCUUGGUGGAAUCAAAUGAGUAUUGAACAAAGUGAUGAUAAUAUUUCACAUCAACAACGGAAUGAAUCGAAUAUUUUAAAUUCUUUGAAUAACCCAAAGAAUGUGAAGUUGAAUGACACAAGCUCAGUUUGCCCAGUAGAAGAUAAAAAUCUAUCUGAAUCUUCAAAACAAUCUUAUACAGAUUCAAAGUUGAAUAAAUCACCUACUGAAAGUGAACAGUUAAAUAAACAUAUCAAUAAUAAUUCAGUGAAUUAUCAACUAAAUCAUUCAAUUCCAAUGACUGGUGAUCCUGUAGUUGAUGCAGAUAUUCUAACAUUUAUAAGAGCUAGAGAGAAAAUUCGUUCAAAACGUUUAAACAUGAAUCAACAAAUAAGAAGUCCUUGUAUCGAAUGAUCUAUAUAUACUUGAUGUAAUUGUAUUUCAUGUAUUUUCUUAACAAUGAGUCAAAGUUGAUCAUUUCUAUAAUUUAUUUUGUAUACAAACUAGUUCAUAUAAUGGAUAGUAGAUUCAUAUAUCCCUAUGAAACUUGAAACCUGAAUAAAACAACUUUCAUUUUA
Messenger RNA from Schistosoma guineensis, 2844 nucleotides. The record is from the annotation of a GenBank genome assembly. Lineage: Eukaryota; Metazoa; Platyhelminthes; Trematoda; Strigeidida; Schistosomatidae.